Molecule: messenger RNA, 983 nt
Organism: Anarrhichthys ocellatus (wolf-eel)
Lineage: Eukaryota; Metazoa; Chordata; Actinopteri; Perciformes; Anarhichadidae
Product: serine/threonine-protein kinase pim-1-like
Exons: 7
Biological process (GO): protein autophosphorylation; negative regulation of apoptotic process; regulation of mitotic cell cycle
Cellular component (GO): cytoplasm
Molecular function (GO): ATP binding; protein serine/threonine kinase activity
Source: RefSeq, a predicted model, not a curated record
AAAGCUGCAAUACAUCUGUGAAGGAUGCGAGAGUCAGUAAGAGGAAGGCCGCCGCCAAUGAUGAAGGACCAAAGAGAAAAAAUAAAAGGAGGCCAGACCUGGAGAAGACCAGACAGUCUGUAGAUGCCUUAAGAGCUGAAUUUGAGGCCAAAUACAAACAGCAGGAUCAGCUUGGUGAAGGAGGAUAUGGAACUGUCUUUGGUGGCUAUCGCAAAGCAGAUAAUCUACCUGUUGCCAUCAAACACAUUGCCAAGGAGAAAAUUGGCUGCAAACACGUGGAUGAAACUGGGAAGCAGCUGCCCAUGGAGGUUGUCAUCAUGUUGAAACUGGCGGACAAAAGAAGUAGAUCAGUGCGGAUGUCAGCACCCGUGUCUCUAUUGGAGUGGUACGAUCUGGACCAGGAGGUGAUCCUGGUGCUGGAAAGACCGAUCCCCGCUGAGGACCUAUACGACUACAUCAACCACAACGGAGGCUCCUUAGAAGAGCAGGAGGCCAAGAUCAUACUAAAACAGCUGGUAGAUGCAGCAAUUGACCUUGAGGAGAAAAAGAUUUUCCACCGGGACAUUAAGGCUGAAGACAUCUUGAUUGAGACCAGCUCGGACGUCCUGCGAGUUCGCCUCAUUGACUUUGGUGUGGGCUGCUUCAUCAAGAGAGGAGCCUGUUAUCGCAAGUUAUACGGUACCCCUGAUUUCAUCCCAGAGUGGUUUUCUCUUGGUAGGUACAGAGCCGGACCCACCACAGUGUGGCAGAUGGGAGUGGUCCUCUUUGAUACACUCCACAGUGAUGCAGCUUUUGAGACCACGGAGUUCUUGAAAGACCGUGUGAGAAUCAGCGAGACGCUGUCCGAAAAUUGCCAGGAUUUCUUGCAAAGAUGUUUUAUCACAGACCCCAAACAGUGUCCUACCCUGGAGCAGCUCAGAACUCACCCAUGGCUCAAUAAUACUAACACUACACACAGACAGACAGACAGUUUUAUGUACUGG